AUUUAGAUGACAUAUACAACUGACAAACAUAAUACUUGUUUUAAUAACAUUAACAAUGGACCAAGAAGAACCGAACCGACGUGAUGAAAUUCUCAUCAAUUAUCUAAUCAAGAACCCUUGCUUGUGGGACAAAAGCGAUCUCGACUUUAGAAACAGAGGUCUCAAAGAAUAUAAGUGGAAAGAAGUGGCAACGAAAAUGAAUAUGCCAGCACAUUUGGCAGUCCGCCGAUACAAAACGUUAUGUGAAAGGUUUCGCAGGGAGAUGAUUAAACAAUCGUCUAUUCCUGACUAUAAGUCAAACUGGGUGCUGUUUGAGAAAUUUGCCACUUUGAAGGAUAUACAGAGUUCGGAAGACCGCAAACCUAAAAUUAAAACUGAAAUUGAUUUGAUGGAUAUGGCCAAUUAUUGUAAUCGUAACAAUACACAUGAUGGAUUUAUUGACGAUUUUGAGGAGGGAACUAAUAAUGAUCAGUCGAUGAAUGACGCAACUCAGAGAAUCCAUGUCGAUGUAGAACCGAAUUUCAUUGGGAGUACCACUGAUACUAUCGCAAGUUUCUGCACAUUUCUUGAAGCAAGCCUAAAACAAAUGAACGACGAUCAAAGUGACGCACUUAUUGAAGAUAUUUCAAUGUUACUUUUUCGAAAGAAGCGCGAGUUCAAAUCGUCUUCAUCAAGUUGAAAUAAGAAAUUCUCGAACGUUUAUUCUUUCUAUUUUCGAUUAUAUUAAUAAAAUGUAAUGAGGACAAAUAAAUGAUUUUAACGCUAUAAA
Molecule: messenger RNA, 769 nt
Organism: Sitodiplosis mosellana (orange wheat blossom midge)
Lineage: Eukaryota; Metazoa; Arthropoda; Insecta; Diptera; Cecidomyiidae
Exons: 3
Coding region: 56-679 (207 amino acids)
Biological process (GO): regulation of transcription by RNA polymerase II
Cellular component (GO): nucleus; transcription regulator complex
Source: RefSeq, a predicted model, not a curated record